CUCACAGUCCUAGUGCGGGAAAUUACUGAGCAUUGGAAAUCUAAAGAGAGGAAGAGAGAAGAUCGGAGCUGCUGAGGAUGAUGAUGCACAGAUCCCUUUGCCUUCUAUUAUUGCACCUUGCCUUAUGCAUACACUGCUACAUUCUUCAUCCAGAUUACAGUCCUGGCCAGUCACCUAGAUCCAGGAGGAAUGUUAAUCUACCAAUGCUGGAAAGAGAUCCCAUGCAGAAUGAAGACUGGUCGCUUGAUGAGGAGCGGGGAUUUAUUCGAGGACUCUCAGAAAAAAGGAUGGAGAGACACGUAGAUGCUAUAUUCACCAACACAUACAGAAAAUUCCUGUCCCAAAUCUCAGCUAGGCGCUACUUGCAGAACAUGAUGGGAAAACGAUUGGGGCAAGAUUACUUGGACAGGCAGGACCAAGGUGACAGUGAACAAAGUCCUAGGAUCUUAAGGGACACAAUUGCAUCAGUCCUGAUUGGCCUGUAA
This is a messenger RNA of Nanorana parkeri, 485 nucleotides long. RefSeq names its product growth hormone releasing hormone (gene GHRH). Bases 78 to 485 code for a protein of 135 amino acids. The record is from RefSeq and is a predicted model, not a curated record. Gene Ontology annotation, molecular function: growth hormone-releasing hormone receptor binding; peptide hormone receptor binding; growth hormone-releasing hormone activity. NCBI's taxonomy places the organism in Eukaryota, Metazoa, Chordata, Amphibia, Anura, Dicroglossidae. Gene Ontology annotation, cellular component: extracellular region; perikaryon; terminal bouton. The transcript is spliced from 5 exons. Gene Ontology annotation, biological process: adenylate cyclase-activating G protein-coupled receptor signaling pathway; positive regulation of cell population proliferation; growth hormone secretion.